UUUUACCCACCGGAAGCUGUCUUCAUGGAUUUCCCCAAGAACCUCUAAUUAAAAACCUGGGUCUGCUUUCUUGCCUGGUCCAACCUCUCUCCUGAGGUCCAGACACACAUCUCAACUUACCACCUGCUUGCCAGACUUGCCACAAACACUACAAAGCCCACAGGCCCCAGACUGAGCACUGGAUCCCUUGGCUAGUCCCCGUCUCAGCUUCCUCAUUCCUGGGACCGGCACCUCCACCUCCCCAGCCCCUAGCUCUGAACACGGAAGUCAUCCUUGUCUCCUUUUCCUCUCUUGCUCUUUGAUUCAGGUGAUAAGUGUAUCGCAAAUGACCCCAAUACCGCAUGACCCCAAUCUGGUGGUUUUCUAGCAGGGAUUUCACACUGCUCCCCCUACUCUGAUGAGGCUUGGCAAAAGGUUCUUUGAGUUCUGGCCUCUGGACUUACAUUCAAUGCAGGCACUGGCUCUGCAGCCCAGCCCACAGUUGACACUAAUGCUGAUGCUAGGGCUCCUGGGGUGUGGCUACUCCCAGCCACAAGGACUGGCUGAACUGCAAGAGGCUCCCUGCAGCCAGACAAGUGUGAAAACUCUUUGCUCUUUGGGCUGAGGCCCCAAAACACACUAAAGGAGCUGGACCCUCCUGGCAUAACAGGUUCUACAAAGGGCACAGUGUGAGCAUCCUGCAUGGGUAUCAGGUGCUUGGGUUACCACUGCAAAAGCAUCCUCGAGACAAUUAAGGUCAAUAAGAAAAUGUACACACAUUUUAGUUAUCCAUCUGAGCUGUUUUUAUUUGGUGAACUCAGAAUCCUUUAUCAGUCAGUAACUCACAAAUAAGAUAGAAUUGUCAAGGCCUUUUUUGAGGAAACAUCUUUGUAUUAGAACAGUUACCCAUGCCUAUAGAUGCAGCAAAAGUCAAGAAUGGGUGGCAUGAGCCAGAGUAAACAGUGCUCCCAAGCUGGGCCCAGAAGGAUAGCAAGAGAGAGAGCUAUUGUCUGGGUGGCUAGAGGGAGUUACCAAGAGGAGGUGACUGUCCUCGCAGGGGCUGCUACUCAGAGUAGCUUCUUGUCUUUCUGAAGUUCAGAGAGUAUAAACUACUUUGCAGAAAUGGUCCCCAAGCCUGAGUGAAGACCAACCUGCAGGGCUGGCCUUAAUGGGCUCAAAGAUGCCUCCAGGUGGGUGAUGUCAAGAUGUUCUGGUACCAGGUCAGCUGAGAUCCCCUCCUGGGAAUGUUGGAGGUACCGCUUCGCCCUUUUAGGAAACAUCAUAUCCUCCCUCCACUAACCUCCCUACCUGCCCUACCCAGCAAUCUGUAGCAUCUGGGGUCUCAGGGAAUGGGGUAGAGGGUGAUCCUGAGCUCCAAAAAGUGUCUAGAGGCUCACAUAAGUCUGUUUUUCAGUUUCCACCCAACUGUGGGCCACCCUCCUCUGCAAUCCCAGCCAAGCAGCUCAGGAAAGGCAAGCCCGCCCCCCACCCCACCCCCAAAGUCCCUAUAGCCCAUAGGGAGCCUUCAGUUCCCAAGACUCAAAGCUGCUUUCACCCCUGACCCAGGCACACCUACCUAGCUCCUCCCCUUGCUCCCCCUCCUGCCACUGGGGAAGUAUUGAUUUCUGGCCAUUCCUGUUCCAAGCUGUGCUUGCCUGCUCUUCUGGUUCCUAAUAACCUGAGUAACCUGGUCAGUGUCCAUGGGUGGCAACUGCCUCACCCAUUCUGUCCCCUUUCUCAAAAAGACUAAUAGGGAGAGAAAAGUGGGUAGAAGCAAAGAAGCCCUCAACCUUCUCCACCAAAGCCACCCCCAUCUACUCCCUGAAAGGCUGCUCCUUUCCUGGUCAUUCAACAAAUACUUAACAUCGACUACAUGCCAGGCACCGAGGGUGCAGAGAUGAGCCCCACAGAGCUGACCAGCCUCUGCCCGCGUCCGCGCAGCCAUGGAGGCUCUGGGUCCUGGAGGCGACUGCGCCUCGCCGGCCUCGUCCACUCGCAGCCUGGACCUGCGGCGGCUGUCCGCGCGCGCCGACUCGGCCUACAGCUCUUUCUCCGCCGCCUCUGGUCCUGAGCCGCGCACACCGUCACCGGGGACCCACCAACUUCCCUACCUGGACUGGGACUACGUGCGCGUGGUGUGGGGCGGCCCGGCCCCCACCGCCGGGCUUCGCACCUCCCCGCAGCCCCGGCCCGCGGCCGCCGCACGCAGUGGGCCUCGUCCCCCCGAGAUCCGGGGUACCCCGGGGCCGCUCAGCCGCCAGACCACCCCGUUGCUGUACGCGCUGGCGGCCGAGGCGGAGGCCGCGGCGCGGGCAGCCGAGCCGCCCAGUCCGCCCGCGUCGCGGGCCGCCUACCGCCAGCGGCUGCAGGGCGCGCAGCGGCGAGUGCUCCGGGAGACGUCCUUCCAGCGCAAGGAGCUCCGCAUGAGCCUGCCCGCCCGUCUGCGGCCCGCGGCCCCCGCGCGGCCCUCUGCCGCGCACCCGCGCUCUGCCUUGCUCAGCCACCCCGGCGGGGAAGCGGAGCCGGCGCGCCCCGGGGCUCCCGCGCCGGUAACCGCCGGCAGGGGACGCCUCGCCAACCAGCAGCGGCAGUGGUGCUUCUCAGAGCCGGGAAAGCUGGAUUGCGUGGGUCGGGGCGGUGGGUUGGCGGGGGAAUGCUCGGGGGAGGCCUGCUCCAGCUCUGGCCUUGCCAGGCCGGAGCCCCGGGAAUGGCAGCAGCGGACGCUGGCAGAGUUCGAAGGUCACCAGAUCAGAUGGCUGCCUGCGACCCAGCCCCGAAGCCUAGAGGACCCGAAACCCCGGUCCUUGAGGCUCAGCAAUGCCUAUAGGCCUGCUGGUCGGAGUCAGAGCGCUUCGGGGGAAGUCUUGUCCCCCUGGGGAAGUCCAGAAGGGGUCAUGCCCAUUGCCCAGGCUGUUCCCCAAGGAGCAGAAACCCCCAGACCAUUGUUUCAGACCAAACUUUCCAGAACCAGAAUCUUCCUUCCUGGUCCCCGUGGUCAGUGUGGGGUCCCUGCUUCCAGGUUCCUGACUCAGAAGGAAGUUGCAGUGGUGUGUUCUGCAGAGGGCCCCCAGAGCAGUCCCUCUGACUGGGAGCAUAGGGCCUCAGAGAACUGCAUUGUGUCUGCCCGGCUCCCAUCCCUUCCUGAUGAUGAAGUUUUCCUGGAAGAAGCCCCGCUGGUCAGAAUGAGAUCACCUGCAGACUCCCAUGCUCCCCUGGGGCUCCCAAACAGUGUCCAUGGCUCUGACCGGCAAUAUGGAGCUGGCUUGGGUCAGAGGGCUGACCAGGCUAUAAUCCCCUCAGAGCAGCCCCUCCAUGAGCACCCGGAGACUGCAGGGGCGGAUGACUGUUGGCAGGGGGUAAACGGUUCUGUGAGUGUCUCCAGACCUACAUGCUGUAGUCCCCCUGGGACUGCAAAUGGUGACAUUGCAACCUUUGACCCCACUGGACUGCUGACCACUGAUCCCCCCACAGCUGCAGAGACUGACCCCCUCAAACCUCUCCCAUGUGAUGCCCUGAGACCUCCAGGCAAUGAUACCCUGGGGCCUUCUGACCACACUGCCCUGGCUUGGGGCACUGGCCAGACUGGUUCCAGGUCAACAUGGCCCAGUCCACGCCUAGAGGAGCUGGUUCAGGAGCUGGCCAGAUUGGAUCCCUCUCUGAGUGACACUCUUACCUCCUAUCCCAGCCCAGAGCCAUCCCUGGGCCUGCUGGAUGGGCUGAUUCCUUUAGCCGAGGUCUGGGCUGCAAUGAGGCCAGCCUGUGGAGAGGCUGGAGAGGAAGCAGCUGGUACUUCUGCGUCAAGCUCUUACCUACUUAACUCCACCCAGCGCCUGCCAGCUUCUCAGGAGGAGACAAGGCCUGAAAACCUUACCACCUACGCUGUGCCUGACGAGCCAUGCGGCCCGGGUCUCCCCGAGCCAAUUAACAGCAUCCAAGCCAAGAAAGUGGAGCUGGCGGACCUCCUUCAAAAGACGCUAAGGGAGCUUCAGGCCGAGCAGGAGCAGCUGCAGGGAGCGGCCCAGGCUUGGGCCAGGCGCGGGGCUGCCCUGGAGGCCGCGGUCGGCCAGGCCUGUGCACCCCACGAGCUCGAGCGGUUCAGCCGGUUCAUGGCCGACCUAGAGCGCGUGCUUGGCCUCCUGCUCCUGCUGGGCAGUCGCCUGGACCGCGUGCACCGUGCCCUGGCCCGGGCGGGCGCAGACGGCGACCCUGACGAGCAGGCCUCUCUGCUGCAGCGACUGGGGCUCCUGCAGCGGCAGCAGGAAGACGCCAAGGAGUUGAAGCAGCAUGUGGCACGGCGCGAGCGGGCCCUGCGCGAGGUGCUGGCGCGCGCACUUCCCGCCGACGAACUGCGCGCCUAUCGCGCCCUGUUGGUCGGCAAGGCCGCUGUCCUGGCCCAGCAGCGCAGCCUGGACGAGCGGGUCCGCCUCCUUCAGGACCAACUGGACACAGUCAGGACCGACCUUGGCCGUCGUCCUGCGACUCCCAGGCCGGCCUGGCCCCCAGGCACCCGUCCUCCGGAUAAACCGCCCUUCCCCCCUCCCCUCAUCUAGUUACAGGGGGCUGGGGGUGAGGAGCAUUGCCCCUGCCUCUCACCCACGUGAUUGAUUGGGAUGACGCUGGUUUAUUCGGUGCUUGUCCCUUGGGGUGGGGAAGACCCAGGCCCGGCCUUCCUGGAGUACUUUUUCCAAGUGUUCUCAUGUGGCCUUACCCAAGUCUUGCGGAUUAUUUGGUAAUUAACUUAUGAAUUUUAAAGUCUGCAGUAUUCCCCCUUUUCGGUCAGGGUUGGUUGGAGGGAGAGGAGACAAGUCAGAGGAGCACUUCAACUUAAGAUGCAAAAUGGCCAUUUUUUCCCCUCUCAAUAAAAAAUUGAUGUGAGAAGUGUGCGGUAUCACCUGGAGCCUGGCUUGGAGGAGGGAUCUUGUUGGCAAACUACAGACACCUGCCAGACUAGAGCAGAAGAGAGAUUUGUUGGAGGACAUCACUCAGCCCUGGGGAUCCCUAGAAAGACUGAAGAAACAGGCUUGAAAACUGGAGGGGCCAAGCAGAUGCUGUCACCAGUAGUCCCUAAAUAUUCUGGUGAUUGCAUUAUUACCACGAAAGCUAGGCCUGAUUGGCUGAGGCCAGGUCUCUUUUGCUGGUUUUUACCCAAGCCCCCGACGUGAGUAGUAUAGUGGAAGUGGGGGACUGCCUCCCUUCAAGACAAGGGAUAGGGAACUUCCCCAAAUGGAAAAUGGAUUCAGAUGCUUUGCUGCCUAAAAACCCUGAUGAAUGUCAAGUACACUUGGACAUUUGGGGACAUUCAUUCCAAGACCCAGAAAGAACUUUCUUCCUCUUCCAAUUAUGUUGGAUAAUUGGAUAAACUGAAUUUAUCCGCCUUUCCUUUGGAGUCCCCACUAGGUCACCCAGGCUUAAGGAGGGCAGUUGGGGGGAUGGGAGCUGAAGGUGAGUCAUGGGGGACCUGGAGACCUAUUAUUGUGGGGGUGGUGCUGAGGAGUUGCAGAGGCAGCUUUUCUUGUGUUCUGGAGAUGGCAGUUUGGGGAUGGGCUAAGGUUGGGAGUUAAGGGCUAGAGUGGUAUGAAACAGGACACACUCCCCUCUGUGUGUCAGUCUUGUGUACAUAGAAUCAAUGUUCAGUUCUCAAAUAUACAUUGAAAAUCUGUCUUAGUAUUUGUAGCUGCUAAGGCCAGGGACAAGAACAUUGUUCAUGUAAAUGUUCAGUGUAUUUUUGGGAGCUGGGCUCAUUAAUAGGCAUGUGUAUGUGUAUCUAAAGCCAACAGACCUCAAAGUGAGAAAUCUCUGCUUCUGGGCCCGUUUUCUGAUGCAUAUUGUCACUAAGUGCAACUGGUUGGGAAUGUUAAAUGGUCGUAUUCAUACCAAAAGCAUUAGUUAUAACAGUCGCGCUAUUGAGCACAGAACAAUGCUCACAUUGUGCCUUUUUAUAAAAAACAUAUGGGGCUCCUGCUGAUUCUAACAUUAUGCUUUGCUUUUCUCCUUUGAACGCCGUGGGCGGGGCCUCCGCUCUAAGAUCCUCUGCCUAGCAGGGCAGCUCGCUUCGAGACGCGUUCUGGAUGGAAUCUACUUAUUUCUGGCUUUUGCCCUGUACAGUCCCCACUGCAUUCUCCCAUUGUGAUAUACUUAGAAACACACUUAACGUCGUCCAUUAGGCCAGUAGAAAUUGUGUAUUUCAGACAAAACACUCCCAGCCCGGGAUGGGCAUGAGAAGCAGCGUCUGCCAUUGUCUGGUUAAACUGCACUUUGGUUCUUUGCUGGUUUUUGCCAUGGGGAAAUAUGAGGCUUCUGUGCUUGUCUCUACCAGAUCGAGCGAGCCCACAAAAGUAGGGCCACAACUCCUGCUCCUGUCCUUCCAUUUUGCCUCCGUCUCCUUCCUGCCCCAGUUUAUCUCCCUUCCACACCCCGUUAUUCCUUCAGAGGGCAAGAAUGAGCUCAGCAUAGGUGUUCUAUAUUGGCACCACAGAGUAAGACUAGGGGUGGGGUGGGGGCCAGUACCAGAAGUCCGGUGAAUUCCACCCUCCUGGACACUGCCAGCAGAGGGCACUGUUUUCCUCAUGAUGAAAGCUUCUAGCCACGCUUUACCACCCGCAGUCUCCCCAGCUACCAGGCCCUCUGGGCUAGCCACAGGGACGUUGCCUUGUCCUGAGCAGUGUCCCUGUUGGACCUGAAGGCUGGGGCUAAGCCUUUGUGUCUGUCGGAAAGAAAUCCUGGCCCGCCAGUUAUGGGAAGAUUGGCUCCCUUUCCUUUGCCACUAGGCCUUCGUUCGAAAGUCGUUGGCUAAUGAGGAGUGGGGAGGGGGAGGCUGGGGGUGUUGAUCUCGAGGAUCAGUAUCAAAAAGAGCCUUACGUGGUUCCCCACGGUGGAAAAGAGGGUUUCUUGGGCCUCUUUUGGGGUUUCUGUCCGCACCUCCCCAGGCCGCCUGCGCCCGCCGCCGCCUGCUGGUCCCGCCCCCAGCCCUGAGGCCUGCAGCGCCCCGCCCCGAUUGAGCAGAGCGCAGUUGUUGCCUGGCAACUGGCAGCCCCGGGGCCUCCCUCCUCUCCUACUCGCCUCAUCCCGCCCCCGAGCCGUUCCUAAUACGGAUGUAAUUAGUGCACUUUUUACCUUCUGACUGUAAAUUGGAAACAGUAGGAAAGCAAGGUUCCGUGGUGCCCAAACCGACGCGCAGUCUGGCUGGAGCAGCCUGCUCCUCACACCAAGUACCUCGGCGAGCGGCUGGCGUGAACCUCAGGAAUCCUCACGGGAACAAAUUACCUUGCUGUUCAGUCACGUGUAAUUCAGAAGCUUAUGAGGACAUUUAGGUCAAAUGUGGUUGAGGACAGCAGAGAGAAGAGGUGAAAUGCUGUAAAGCAAUCCUCCCAACGACCCCGUAGCGUUACUGUCACAGCCUAGCUACAGUUUAGACAGGCAGUCAUGAUGGGUGUUUACCUGUUGUCUUUGAAACUUAAGUCAGCACUGACUUCUCACUAGGAGGACUUUUUCCUCCCCUUCUUGAGGAGAGGUCCAGACAUCUCUCUCUCUCUCUCUCUCCUCCUCCUCCCUCUCUCACUAUCUCUUCCUUAUUUCCUCUUUCCCACAGUAAUAUCUGAGGCCACCUCUGCUCCACAGGUUCAAGUCCAGAGGUGUGGCAGUUCUGGAAAGGUGACGCCAGCCACAGAGUUUCAAGGCAUAAAACUAUCUGGAGAGCGACAGAGUCUAUUUAUUAAACCAUUUUAAAAGGUCAAAUAAUUUCUUCCAGGAAAAGGCAAAGAAAAGGGAGGAAAUAUGGGUCCUGAGAAGGCCCAGCUUUAAAACCGUGUGUGGAGGGGUGCUUUCAGUCCAGAAAGCUGAAUGACUCCUUGUUUAAGACUGGAAGUUGCGGGGACGGGGAUGCUAGAGGAAUGUGUAUUAAGAAAGGCAUUGCAAUAUUUUAAAUAAAGCGAUAUUUCCCUUUUGUGGGGAAACAUUUUUCCUAGUAGAGUCAAUGUUGUUGUUUGUAUAUACAAAUACUAACAUGGCAAAAGAAUGGUGAUCAUGUAGAACAACGUCACGAAUCAGAGAUAUUUGGUUUUGAAAUGCAGCCAGAUAUCUCUUUGGGACCAACUCGGCACUCCUGGUAAUAUUUCAGGAUGGUGUUGCAGUUCACAGACGACUUUACCUAUUCAUUCCCUGUGUUCCUUCCUCCCCACAGCCUGUAGGAUAUGUACUGCCAGUUCCACAGAGAGGGAGAUGGAGCUUGGAGACUUGGGUGACUUGCCUAAGGUCACUAAAUGAAUAAAGAGCUGAGAUGAGACCACCUUGCUUUUCUGCAACAGGACACUGUAAUGGAAAAGAGCAACAGGAUGCCAUCCUGACUGUGAGAGUUACUAGCUGUGAGGCCUGUACAAGUUACUUACAGUUUCUCUAAGCUUCAGUUUCCUCACUUUAAGAAUCAAGAUACUAACAGUGCAUACCUUGUAAGGUGGUAGUUAAUACCUGCAAAGUGUUUACAACUGUGCCUGGCACUUAGUAAACACAGGUCAUGUGUGUUACCCAUACCCUGGUCUCCAUUAGGUAAGUAACACAUGCUCAAGAACAGCCUCCAGGGACUUCCCUGGUGGUCCAGUGGGUAAGACUCCAUGCUCCGAAUGCAGGGGGCCCAGGUUCGAUCCCUGGUCGGGGAGCUAGAUCCCACAUGAAGGCUGCAACUGAGAGUCCGCAUGCUACAACUAAAGAUCCCACGUGCUGCAACUAAGACCCAGUGCAGCCAAAAUAUUUUUUUUUAAAAAAAAAAGAA
Orcinus orca (killer whale) is the source of this 8743-nucleotide messenger RNA. It is a transcript of the gene SHROOM1, whose product is annotated as shroom family member 1. Gene Ontology annotation, biological process: actin filament bundle assembly; cell morphogenesis. Gene Ontology annotation, molecular function: actin filament binding. NCBI's taxonomy places the organism in Eukaryota, Metazoa, Chordata, Mammalia, Artiodactyla, Delphinidae. The record is from RefSeq and is a predicted model, not a curated record. The coding region runs from base 1923 to 4529 and encodes 868 amino acids. The transcript is spliced from 8 exons. Gene Ontology annotation, cellular component: apical junction complex; adherens junction; apical plasma membrane.